This is a messenger RNA of Chrysochloris asiatica (Cape golden mole), 945 nucleotides long. Its product is annotated as olfactory receptor 5B12-like. Lineage: Eukaryota; Metazoa; Chordata; Mammalia; Afrosoricida; Chrysochloridae. Gene Ontology annotation, biological process: G protein-coupled receptor signaling pathway; sensory perception of smell. The coding region runs from base 1 to 945 and encodes 314 amino acids. The transcript has a single exon. The record is from RefSeq and is a predicted model, not a curated record. Gene Ontology annotation, molecular function: olfactory receptor activity; G protein-coupled receptor activity; odorant binding. Gene Ontology annotation, cellular component: membrane.
AUGGAGAACGAUACAGAAGUGACUGAAUUCAUUCUCAUGGGGUUAACCAACAAAGCAGAACUUCAGCUCCCGCUCUUCAUAACCUUUUUCUUCAUCUACCUCAUCACUCUGGUUGGGAACCUGGGGAUGACCAUGUUGAUCCUGCUGGACUCUCAUCUCCACACUCCCAUGUACUUUUUCCUCAGUAAUCUCUCUCUGGUAGAUUUUGGAUAUUCCUCAGCUGUCACCCCCAAGAUGAUGGCUGGCUUUCUCACAGGAGACAGGGCUAUCUCCUACAAUGAUUGUGCCACUCAGUUCUUCUUUUUUAUAGCUUUUAUCACUGUGGAAAAUUUUCUCUUGGCCUCAAUGGCUUACGAUCGCUAUGCUGCAGUGUGCAAACCCCUUCAUUACACCACCACUGUAACGAUAGAUGUGUGUGUUCAUCUGGCCGUGGGCUCCUAUGUCUGUGGCUUCCUGAAUGCAUCUAUCCACACUGGGAACACUUUCCGACUCUCCUUCUGUAGGUCCAAUGUGAUUGACCACUUUUUCUGUGAUGCCAUUCCUCUUUUGGUUGUUUCGUGCUCUGACAGCUACAUCAGUGAGAGUGUUCUUUUUUAUCUAGUAGGUUUCAAUGUCCUCUUUUCUAUCCUGAUAAUCUUGUCUUCUUACAUGUUUAUAUUUACCACUAUCCUGAGGUUGCAUUCAUCUGAAGGACGCCGAAAGGCCUUUUCUACCUGUGCUUCCCACCUUACUGCUGUCUCUAUCUUCUAUGGGACAGGCAUCUUCAUGUACCUACAGCCCAACUCUAGUCACUCCAUGGGCACAGACAAAAUGGUAUCCGUGUUCUAUGCCAUAGUCAUCCCCAUGCUGAACCCUCUGGUCUACAGUCUUAGGAACAAAGAGGUCAAGAGUGCCUUUCAGAAGGUUGUUGAGAAGGCAAAAUCUUCUCUAAGAUUCAUAUUUUAA